Rhea pennata is the source of this 5321-nucleotide messenger RNA. RefSeq names its product ATPase family AAA domain containing 2 (gene ATAD2). NCBI's taxonomy places the organism in Eukaryota, Metazoa, Chordata, Aves, Rheiformes, Rheidae. The coding region runs from base 19 to 4056 and encodes 1345 amino acids. The transcript is spliced from 28 exons. Gene Ontology annotation, cellular component: nucleus. Gene Ontology annotation, biological process: positive regulation of transcription by RNA polymerase II. Gene Ontology annotation, molecular function: histone binding; ATP binding; chromatin binding. The record is from RefSeq and is a predicted model, not a curated record.
CGGCCGCCUUUCGACCUCAUGGACUCCAGCUCCGAGUUCCUCUCGCUGGAGUCUCCCCCGCUCGGCGGCCGCCGCGUCUGGACGCGCUCGGGGGCCGCCUCAGCCGCCGCCGGGCCCAAGGGCGCCGGCGGGGCGGCGAGAGCGGCGGAGGCGGAAUUUUCUUCAGGCAAAAUUGAAUGUUUCAAUGGGCAUUGUUUAAGAUCAAUGAGAAAAAGCAUUCCACCCUCUUCAGAUUCUAGCUUUGACAAAAGCAUGGAAAUACUAAGUGAAAAUGUCAAUGGAAGACACUUUACCAGGCGAUCAGCAAAACUGAAAGCAGAUGAAAAACCUGAAGACUGUAAAGAAGUCACCAGAUCGCUGAAGACCAGAGCUGAUGCAAAAGCUACAGAAGAAAUCCAUGAAGAAAAUGGGGAUUUGGAAGUUCGUCGAAGUUGCAGACUUAGACGAAGUCGUUACACUACUACAAACCAAUCUGUUUUAUUUGAUAAACUUAUAACAAAUACUGCAGAAGCAGUAUUACAAAAAAUGGAUGACAUGAAGAAGAUGCGUAGACGCCGAAUGAUGGACUUGGAAGACCUUGGAGUGUUCAAUGAUGCAGAAGAAGAAAAUCUUGAUGUGUACUCUCGAGGAAAGAAGAAGAAAGAAAUUCAAAGAACGGAUGAAGAAAUAGCUGACAAUCAAGAUGGGAGUGUAGAAUCAUCAGAAGAAGGUGAAGAUCAAGAUGAUGAAGAUGGUGAAGAUACUCAAAAGCGUUAUGACCUUAGACAGAGGAAAACUGUUGUACGCUAUCAAGCUCCAUUGGAAAAACCAAGGCAACGUAAGAUAUUUUUUUCGGGACGGUCUUCUCCUGUCAGACAAAGAUAUUCAUUCAGGAGUGCUCAAUCACAAAGCCCAUGCUGCAAAAGAACUAACAGGCGGAGACAUGCAGUUCACAACAGUGAUUCCACAUCCUCCUCCUCGUCAUCCUCAUCUGAUGAUGAAGAGCGUUUUGAGAGGCGUAGGAAACGCAGCCGCAACAGAGCUUUAAGAAGGUGUCUUCCCCUAAAUUUUCGGAAAGAUGAAUUAAAGGGAAUUCACAAGGAUCGAAUGAAAAUUGGAGCGAGUUUGGCUGAUGUUGAUCCAAUGCAAAUAGAUUGUUCAGUACGAUUUGAUGGUGUGGGUGGUCUUUCUGACCACAUUUCAGCAUUAAAAGAGAUGGUCAUUUUUCCAUUGCUUUAUCCAGAAGUCUUUGAGAGAUUCAAAAUUCAGCCUCCAAGAGGCUGUCUAUUCUAUGGUCCCCCAGGGACUGGAAAGACACUGGUUGCUCGGGCCCUUGCUAAUGAAUGUAGCCAAGGUGACAGACGAAUAGCCUUUUUUAUGAGAAAAGGUGCUGAUUGCCUAAGUAAAUGGGUAGGAGAAUCUGAACGACAGCUUCGUUUAUUAUUUGAUCAGGCCUAUCAGAUGCGGCCUUCCAUUAUUUUCUUUGAUGAAAUAGAUGGUCUUGCGCCUGUGCGGUCCAGUAGACAAGAUCAAAUUCAUAGUUCUAUCGUAUCAACACUUCUGGCACUUAUGGAUGGCCUAGAUAGCAGAGGAGAAAUUGUUGUAAUUGGAGCCACCAACAGACUGGAUUCUAUAGAUCCUGCUUUACGAAGACCUGGACGCUUUGACCGAGAAUUUCUUUUCAGCUUGCCGAAUAAAGAGGCUAGAAAAGAGAUCCUCAAGAUUCAUACACGAGACUGGACCCCUAAGCCACUGGACAUGUUUCUUGAAGAGCUUGCUGAAAAAUGUGUUGGAUACUGUGGUGCUGAUAUUAAAUCCAUAUGUGCUGAAGCUGCCCUGUGUGCCUUGCGCCGACGCUAUCCUCAAAUAUACAGAAGCAGUGAGAAAUUGCAGUUAGAUAUCACUUCAAUUAAAAUAACAGCGAAGGAUUUUGUCGUGGCUAUGCAGAAGACUGUACCAGCUUCACAGAGGGCUGUGGCUUCACCUGGACAAGCAUUAUCACCCAUUUCUAAACCACUGCUUGAAAAUACAUUAGAGAGAAUUUUAGAAGCCCUGCAGAGAGUAUUUCCUCAUGCAGAACUUGGACUAAAGAAGGACCAACACCAAGAUGGUAUAAACCAUAUUUUAAAAAAUGAUUCAAUCUAUAGUGAUGAGGAAGCACCUUCAGUCUUUGAAGAUAAGCUAUCUCGUAAAAUGCCUGGGAAACAAAAGGAGAAAUUCCUCAACUUUAACAGAAAUGCUUCUUACCAGCCAACAUCGUACAGGCCAAGACUCUUACUAGCUGGAAGGCCAGGAUAUGGACAAGGUUCUCACUUAGCACCUGCAGUAAUACAUGCUCUGGAAAAGUUUGCAGUUUAUACACUGGACCUGUCAGUUCUGUUUGUUAGUGUCACAUCACCAGAAGAAACAUGUGCACAGUUGAUCCGAGAAGCUCAGAGGACAGCACCAAGUAUAAUUUAUAUUCCACAUAUCCAUUUAUGGUGGGAGACAGUUGGAGCUGCAUUGAAAGCUACUUUUACAACAUUAUUACAGAACAUUCCGACAUUUGCUCCAAUUUUGUUGCUUGCAACAUCAGAUGUAUGUCAUGCAGAUCUCCCAAAAGAGAUGCAAGAUUUGUUUAUUAAUGAUUAUGGAGAAGUUUUUAAUAUCCGGUUGCCUAGUAAAGAAGAAAGAAGAAAAUUUUUUGAGGACUUAAUUGUAAAUCAAGCUGCUAAACCUCCUGCAUCAAGAAAAAAAGCAGUUUGGCAGGCCCUGGAAGUACUGCCUGUGGCACCGCCACCUGAGCCCCGACAACUAACAGAGGAAGAAAUAAAACAGUUGGAGGAGCAAGAGGAGGAUACACUUCGGGAACUUAGGAUUUUCUUAAGGGAUGUUACUCAUAGACUUGCUGUUGACAGACGUUUCAGGGUCUUCACAAAGCCUGUUGACCUAGAGGAGGUACCCGAUUAUGUCACAGUUAUUAAACAGCCAAUGGAUCUUUCAACAGUUCUCUCUAAAAUUGACUUGCACCAAUAUCUAACUGCAGGAGAUUUUCUGAAAGAUAUUGAUCUAAUCUGUAGCAAUGCCUUAGAAUACAACCCAGAUAGAGAUCCUGGAGAUCGUCUCAUUAGACACAGAGCUUGUACUCUGAGAGAUACUGCUUAUGCCAUAGUGAAGGAAGAAAUGGAUGAAGAUUUUGAACAACUUUGUGAAGAAAUUCAAGAAUCUCGUAAGAAAAGAGGUUGCAGCUCUUCAAAGUAUGCUCCAUCUUACUACUAUGUGAUGCCAAAGCAGGACUCUGUUUCUGGGUGUAAGAAAACAGAUGACAAGUGUAAUGAAAGAACAAAGAUGCCAGUGGCACCUGUAGAUUCCAGCACACCUCUGUCUAAUGCUGUGUCAAAAAGAAGACGUAGAAAGAACAAAUGGUCUUCAGGUAGUUUAACAAAGAAGAGAAAGAUUUUUCAGUUCAAUAAAGAAAAUAAAAUUCCAGAAGAAGACCAAGAUGAAGUAGAGAGUGGUGGAGAAGAGUUUCUGGAAAACAAUGUGGAUCAAACUGAAGUUGAUUUCAUACAAGAUUCUUGUGUGGAAGAAAGUGAAAAUGUUCUUCAAGAACGACAGACAAAUGGCUGUGAAAAUAAAUCUGAGACAGAAAACGAGAAAGUUGUCUUUGAUAUGGCUAAAUCUGGUUCUGAAAAGGAGAGUGCCAAGUUUCCUGGAUAUUUAGAGCUUAAAAAGAGAAGUCAAAUUUCUGAUUCCCAAAUAACAGAAAGUUUUGAAGAGGGCAAUUCAAAUGAUAGUUGUGUACUUCAUAUGACUCGGGCUAGACGUUCUCAGGUUGAACAGCAACAGCUUGUGAGUGUCGAGAAAGCUAUGGAAAUUCUUGCUGAGCCAGCUUCCCCACUUAUUGUGGAUUACAAAGAUCUUAAGCAACUGCUGAAUUUUGUCACUGAGAUAACUAAGAACUUCAAUAUAUUUCACUUGGAAAAAUUAUAUGCUGUGCUCUGUCAGUGUAUUUACCGACAUCGGAAAGAUUAUGACAAAACUGAAUUAGUAAAGGAAAUGAAGAAAGAAAUUACAACCUUCCGUUGUGCUCAGUAAUGUGAUCUUCAGAAUACUUGAUUUCUACUCCGUAAUGUUUUAAUUGCAUGCUGUUCUGUUAUCUGUGUAUAAUUCAGUAAAGAGUACUUCUGAAUAUAUAUAUUAUACACAUAUAUAUAAACCAAAUAUAUCUUAAAAUAUAUUAAGAAAGUUCAAGUAAAGUCCUUUAACUGCUUUUAUUUGAUAUUUUUGUCCUAUACAUAUUGUAUGAUAAAUAGUAAGCUUGGACAAAAGGAUUAUACAUGAUCGGUUGGGAUCAGGAUGUUCAGCUUUCUUUCCCAUUACGCAUUGCCUUAAAGCCUUGUCUUCUUCUUAUGUGAUAGAUGUUUGUCAGUGCCUUUUGGAACCUUGUAGAUUUGAACAUCUUCCAGGUACUCGCAUUGUAUAUUGCAUAAAGGCUUUAAAACAUAUGUUAUUCUGAUACAUGAAAAGUAAAUCCUUUAGAAACCUCUUAAUCUAAUUCAGAGGUAAUUUUUUUUUUUUAAAAAAAAAAAUCUCUGAUAGCACCUCAAGUGGUUUUCAUGGAAUUAACAACCAAAAGAAAAAGUGAGAGAGGAACAUUGUUUCCACAAACAUAAUAUUUUUGCUAUGACAUACUUUCGCUUGACUGUCAAAAAAUACCACCGACUUGAAACAGAAAGCAAGAUUUUAAGGUAAAGUUUAGUCUUGCUUGUAAUAUUGACAAUCUUCUUGAUACUGCAGAAUAGAAUUUUAAUAUAAAUUGUUAGUUGCAAGUGUAGGUGGCUUAUAGUUGAAUUAAAUUGUAAAUAGUUUUCUGGUCUUCUGGAGAGAAUUAUGUUUGUGUAUUACCUAAAACUGAAUAUAUUAUUGCUGAGAAAUAUAUUUAAAUAAUACUAAAGCAAUACUCUUUAUUGAAGAUGGAUACCUCUUCAAACCAGAAGGAAAAAAAUUAAGUUUAUUUGAGAGUUAUUUUUCAAAACAAUUGAGAAUAAGAUACACAGAAUCUGAAUUUUUUGAAAAUGGAAUUAUAUAACAAGCACAACAAAGUAUGCGCAUCACGUUGCUGUCGUGCGUGUGAUGUGACGUAACACCUAGUGAUACUGAAUGCCUAACUGUGCAAUCUCUGUAAGUUUUAGUUUUCAUGUCUUUUUUUCUCUUUAACGCCUGUCCAAACAUUUGUGUACUAUGCAGAAUGUUUCUUCUAUCUGUAUUGUUUGGAUGUGUAUUAUUAAAAAGUGAGUCAUGAUUUGAGUUUGUCUGUUUUAAUCGUAGAAUAAUUUGAGCAUUAAAAAUUUUACUUUGAA